Molecule: messenger RNA, 3656 nt
Organism: Vespula pensylvanica (western yellowjacket)
Lineage: Eukaryota; Metazoa; Arthropoda; Insecta; Hymenoptera; Vespidae
Product: transient receptor potential channel pyrexia-like
Exons: 7
Coding region: 637-3444 (935 amino acids)
Biological process (GO): monoatomic ion transport; transmembrane transport
Cellular component (GO): membrane
Molecular function (GO): monoatomic ion channel activity; protein binding
Source: RefSeq, a predicted model, not a curated record
AAGGUAAUUAUACACAUAUAAAAGAAUGAAUCGAAAAUAUAGAAAAAAUCUUAGAUUAUUAUCAUUAUUAUAUUAAAGAAUAUUAAAUACGAGAUUUUAUUUUCGAGAAAAUAGAGAUUGAAAAUCCACUGAAUGCGUAUGCAUUCAUUAUGGCUAAUAAUAAAAUAUGAUUCACCGAGCGACGUAUAAUGUCAUCAUCGUGAUAGAUCAACGAAAAUUGAUUAUACUAAUAUAAAUAACAUCGGAAGAAAUCACAGACCAUUGUUUACGAACACUAUAGACAUUAUCUUUGUCUUUCAAUUAACCAUACUUGUAAUUAUUAUAUGUGUGUGUAUGUGUACAUCUUAAACAGUAAUUCCUUUAAGAACAUAUAAAUAAUUUUUAUUCAGAAACUUUCAUGAUAAAAAAUUAUUUUCAUUUAUGUUAUUAUAAAGGUACUCUUUUGAAAAUUACGAUUCGAUCAAUAACGAUUGCACCAUUCUCGUUGCAUUGUAGAAAGCAUGCGCAUUAUUUACAAAAGUAGAGGCUAUGAAAUUAUCGAUUUAUGUAUUUGUGUAUAUAAAGAUGUAUCUGUAUGUGUACAUUUUGUAAAAUAGUCAUAUUCAGAUAAAAGUGAAUGAAGAAAUAUAUGUAACUAUGUCUAUCCUUAACAAAAAACUCUUUGAAAGACUGUCUCAUCGUGGUGGUUCACAAGAGGAAUCAAGAAGAAGUAAUAUAGACUCAACACCAUCUAUUAUUGUCAAUUAUGAGAACAAUGAAGAAGAUAUAUGGAUGGACGAAAUAGAUAAAAAAAGUAUCUCUUCUGAAGAAACAUCAGAAGCUAUAAUGUGUCAUAUUCGUCAACGGCCAAUGAAUCAACAACAAUUAUGGACUAAAGAAGAAAUCACUUUAGCACUAUCUAAUCUUCCAGCAGGAGAAGCAGCUUUUGCUACAAUACCUACAUUACAUGGCAACAUUUUAGAAAAAACAUUAGAGGAAUUACAGAAUUUGCAUCUUAGAGAACCACAAACAAUUUACAGAAAGACAUGUACUUUCACAAAUGGAUGUGUAAAGAAAACUAUUUUAGUAUCCGAAAAUAAUAUAGCAACAAGAGCAACACCUACAGAAUUGUUAGUAAAGUGGCCAGAGACAUGUCUUCUUGUUGCAUGUUGGCUUGGUCAUUUUGAAAUAGUAAAAGUGCUAUUAGAAAAGAAUGUAAACAUCUUUUGUAAAGAUGAAAAUGGAAGAACUCCGGUACAUUUAGCAGCUUGUGCUGCAAUUGUAAGGAUACUAGAAGAGUUAUUAUCAUAUGGAGCAGAUCCUUGUGAAUGGGAUUUUAAUAAAAAAUGUACACCUUUACAUUGUGCUGCUGCAGUUGGAAAUGUUGCUUGCAUAAAAUCUUUAAUAAAGGCAAAAGCAGAUGUAAAUGCUGGAUUUCCAGGGAAAACUCCCCUUCACUAUGCAGUAUUAAGUAAUGCAGUAGAUAGUGCUGAAGUUCUGCUACAGGCAGGCGCGCAUCCUAAUAAUCCACAAGUUUAUACUGAAACACCAUUGCAUGUAGCAGCUAGUCUUGGAUCUGUUCCUUGCAUGAAACUUUUAUUAAGUCAUGGUGCUGAUGUAAGAGUUCAGCUUGGCACUGCUAGAUCAACACCACUUCAUUUAGCAGCUGAAGAAGGUAGUGCAGAAUGUACAAAAUUGCUAGUGGAUGCUGGUGCUUCAUGUGAAGCUAAAAAUUUUAAAGGCCAAACAGCAAUGCAUUUAGCUGCAUUAGCUCAAUCUUUAGAAACUUUGGAAGUACUUAUUAAUGCUGGUGCAAAAGCAAAUGUCGAAGAUAUCGAUGGAAGAACACCGUUACACGCGGCAGUAGCAAAAUCAUUAAGAGCGAAUGAAUUAGUGAAGACCUUAAUACAGGCUGGAGCAUCAGUUAAUAAGCCUGAUAAAUUCGGUUAUACUCCAUUGCAUAUAGCAGCAUUAAAUGAAAAUUCAUCUACAGUAAUGAUGUUACUAUCAAAAGGUGCAGAUAUUACAGUCAGGACUAAAGGUGGUAUUUCAGCAUUAAGUUUUAUUAUUCGCAGAACACCAGAUAUCUUACCACGUUUUGUUACAAGAUUGGAUCAAGCUAUAUCUUUAUAUGAUCAUGAAUUAGGAGAUGUUGAUUGUGAAUUGAGAUUAGAUUUUAGACCCUUAGUACCAGGUGGAAAAGGAGAAACAGAUUUAAUGCUCUGCUUAAUAGAAGUUGGUCAAGGUCAUAUUUUAAAGCACCCAUUAUGUGAAAGUUUUCUUUACUUGAAAUGGUUAAGAAUACGUAAAUUUUUCCUAAUUAGUUUAGUUUUUCAUUCUAUUUUUGUUAUACUUUUUACAGGUUAUAUUGCUGUUACAUACCUAUGGAGUAUUGAUCAUCUUAGUAAAAUAUUAUUUUGGCCAAUAUUGAGUUAUACAUGUAUACUUAUCACUAAAGAAUUGUUUCAAAUUGCUCACGAUGUAUGUUCUUAUGUUAAACGUUGGGAAAACUGGUUACAAUGGUGUGUAAUUUUAACAUCAUGUUUAGUUUUGAUUAAUCCAAUUAAUAAUUGGCAACAUCAUAUUGCAGCUUUAGGAAUUUUAUUAAUCUGGAUAGAAUUAAUGAUAGUUGUGGGAAGAUUUCCAAUGUUUGGGCUUUACAUUCAAAUGUUUACUCAAGUGGCAAUAAAUUUUUUUAAAUUUCUUGGAGCUUAUAUCUGUCUUAUAAUAGGAUUCUCUUUGGGAUUUUGUGUUUUACAUAAAAAUUAUAAAUCUUUUGCAAAUCCAUUAGUAGGUCUACUAAAAACGAUUAUAAUGAUGUCUGGAGAAUUAGAAUUUGAAGAUGUAUAUUUUAAUGACAAUACUAAAGUUUUAUAUGCUGGUACAUCACAUUUGAUGCUUUUAAGUUUUGUUAUUUUAGUGACUGUAAUUUUAACAAAUCUAAUGGUUGGUCUUGCUGUAUCAGACAUACAAGAAUUAAGAAGAUGUGCUGGACUUGAUAGAUUAGUACGCAGAGCAGAACUUGUAUCAUAUUUAGAGGGAAUGUUAUUCUCUAAACUAUUAGAUUAUGCACCAAAAAAUAUAAUGAGAACAUGUAGACGUGGAGCUAUGCUUUUGCAUCCUCCAUAUCAUUGUGCAAUUCAGAUUCGUCCAAAUGAUCCAAGAGAAAAACGUUUACCUAGGGACUUAGUAAAAGCUAUAUAUCGUUUAGUAUGUGAGCGGAAAGUUCGAAAUACAACUGGUAGGAGUACAUUUAUGCAAAGUGUAAGUGUAUUAGAAUCUGAUUAUAUAAAAUUAAAUCGACUUCAUAGUACUAACUCAUCGAUUGAAUAUAAUCAACAGCAACUAAAUGAAUUAGUAACUGAAUUAAAAAGAUGUUCAUAUAACAUUACAACACAUUUAGAUAGUAUCAAAAAUAGAGUAGAAAAUAUUGCUAAAGAGUUAGAUGUGCCAAUAACUUGUUAAAUAAUAUAAUAAAAUUAUGAUAAAAUUUAUUUUUUAUAUCAAUUACUUUCAAUAAACUAACUACAAAAAUAAGAAACUAAAAAAAUGCAUUUAAAUAUAUCUAUCACUUACCAAUAAUUUUGUUUUAUAUUGUUUUCCAUUUUCUAGUUGUAUUUUAACAUUUUCUCCUAUUAUCUCUGGCAACAUUAAAUUUGUAACUUUUGCAUUAUAAA